GAGGUUCGCGGAUUGCUCGACAAGCUCACCAUGGAGCGCUUCGAGUCUACCUCGAACAAGAUCAUCGACUGGGCGAACAAAUCCGAGAAGGAGAAGGACGGCCGUAUACUUAUUCAGGUCAUUCAUUUGAUCAUAGAAAGGGCGAUCGACGAGGCUGCUUUGUCAGAUAUGUACGCGCGCCUCUGCCGAAAGAUGACAGAACAAAUCAGCCCCAACGUCCAGGUUGAGGGCAUCCGGAACCCUGAAGGCAAACCUAUCACCGGCGGUCAACUCUUCAGGAAGUACUUACUCGACCGCUGUCAAGAGGAUUUCGAGCGUGGAUGGGCGGCUCAGGAGGCCCCUGCUGCCGCUGCCAAAGUAGAAGCUUCGGAAAAUGAAGCCACAUUGCACCCCAAAGAGUACCUUGCGGCACAGAAGGCUAGGCGACAGGGUCUCGGUCUGAUGAAGUUUAUCGGCGAGCUGUUCAAGCUGCAGAUACUGACGGAGCGUAUCAUGCAUGAGUGCAUCAAGAAGCUCCUUAGCAACGUGGACAACCCCGAAGAGGAGGAGAUUGAAUCCUUGUGCCAACUGCUCACGACCGUCGGCCAGAUCCUCGAUACGCCGCGAGCCAAGUUGUACAUGGAUAUCUACUUCACCCGGAUGAAGGAGCUGGCGAAGAACCCGAAGGUUUCGUCCCGUAUGCAAUGCACGUUGCAGGAUGUCAUUGAACUGCGGGAGCGGAGAUGGAUUCCUCCGACUAUGAUUGCCCUUUGGGUUUGA
Messenger RNA from Gloeophyllum trabeum ATCC 11539, 759 nucleotides. RefSeq names its product ARM repeat-containing protein. The annotation marks the transcript as partial. Gene Ontology annotation, molecular function: protein binding; translation initiation factor activity; mRNA binding. Gene Ontology annotation, cellular component: eukaryotic translation initiation factor 4F complex. NCBI's taxonomy places the organism in Eukaryota, Fungi, Basidiomycota, Agaricomycetes, Gloeophyllales, Gloeophyllaceae. The record is from RefSeq and is a predicted model, not a curated record. The transcript is spliced from 2 exons.